AUGCCGGCAUCGAUCAAGUCGCUUACGCGUGAGCUCGCCAGAUAUUGCCGACAACAAGGCUUCAAAGCAUUCAAACCUUACAAUGCGGGCAUGAUAGCGGACACGGUGAGAUUAAUGUACGCAUUCCACGACUCCGACCCGGUGCUGGAAGAGGAAGCGACGGAGAUUCGGGGGGACGGGUCAGAGCCGAGGACCAAAGCCCGACAGUGGCGACGAUUGCCGUACCACGGCAUUCACAACCGCGGGUUCCGCAGCGUGUACUUGCUCGAGAAACCCGUCGACGGACUACAAGCCGACAGCCAAGUCGGCUUCUGGGAAUUCCGCAACCCGAACGUGAGUCGUUACUGUCAUUUCCUUCAUUCUCCGGACCCGUUGUUCCCCACGCUGAGGACCGAUGAAAAAUGA
Molecule: messenger RNA, 405 nt
Organism: Notodromas monacha
Lineage: Eukaryota; Metazoa; Arthropoda; Ostracoda; Podocopida; Cyprididae
Source: the annotation of a GenBank genome assembly